Linum trigynum is the source of this 2336-nucleotide messenger RNA. Lineage: Eukaryota; Viridiplantae; Streptophyta; Magnoliopsida; Malpighiales; Linaceae. The record is from the annotation of a GenBank genome assembly.
AUAAAAUGAAACUCUCCGGCCAACAGGCCGGGUAAAAAGCUAGUUUUAAGGAUAAAUAAUCAUGGGGUUAAUGCCACAUUUGGUCAUUGUGAUUACUAAAUUGUGUCAUGUUUAGUCACUAGAAAAAUUUAAUAUCAAAUUUGGUCACUUUAAUAACUAAAAUAGGUCAUAUUUAGUCACUCUUCGUUGGUCUCCGUCCAACUCCGUUAAUGAAGUCCGUUAUGUGCUGACUUGGCUAACGGGAGCGCCUAGUUAGUACCAUUUUGGCCCGAAAAUGGUCAAACCCAACCCGCCACGUCACUAAACCUGCCAUGUCAUACACCCAACCGAAACCAUUAAUCCAACCCGACAGCAGCAACCCCGACCCAACUAAGUCCUCCGCCAGGGAACCGGUUCCUCGCGCUCCAGGUCUGUCGCCCAUCAGGUUGAAGUCGCCUGCAAGGCCUCCUCAAUGUCGGCGUCGCCGUGAUGGAUAGCUCGAUGUGAAGUAUGCCGCUCUAUUGCGGAUCCUCUGUCACCGGGUAUUAGGAUAUGAUGGGCGAGAAGAUCAACAAUAAGAAAGGGGAUGAAAGCAACAGUGAUGGGGGAAGCAGCAACAUGUACUCUGCAAUCUCUAACAAGAAGCAAUUCUUCCUCCCUUGGAUUCCUACGCCCGAAUUGAGGCGGACCAAGAGAGAUUCCAGUUCUAUGCUAGAUCUACCGCCAACGGGGAAGGGGAACAAGACGGGGACGAUGAAAUUGGCGGCGGAGGAGGUUCCAUGGUGAAUGGGAGAUCUAUGCUAGAUCUACCGCCAACGGGGAAGGGGAACAAGACGGGGACGAUGAAAUUGGCGGCGGAGGAGGUUCCAUGGUGAACGGGAGAUCCAGAGCCAGAUAGAUGUUGAGUGGGGUUAAUGGUUUGGGUUGGGUGUAUGACAUGGAGUUUUUAGUGAUAUGGCGGGUCGGGUUUGACCAUUUUCAGGCCAAAACAACGCUGAUUAGGUGCUCUCGUUAGCCACGUCAGCACAUAACGGACUCCAUUAACGAAAUUGGACGGAGACUAACGGAGAGUGACUAUAUGACUUGUUUUAGUAAUUAGAGUGACCAAAUUUGAUAUUUUCUAGUAACUAAACAUUGUAGACACCUGACUCACUCCUACUGUCACCCUAGAAAAUGGCCAAGUGCAACCACUUCCUAAAGCGUAGUAUAGCGGGUUUGGGUUUUAAUGUCAACCCGGGUCCUAAAUUUGAUGACUACUUGGUGUAUUCUUGUUAUCUAGCAAUGAAACUUUAAUACAAGUCUAAACUAACAAACAAGCAAAGCAACUAAACGGUUGUUUUCAGGUUAAGAGAGGUCACCCGGAUAUGGUUCCCCCUAGACUACAGUUAAGUCGGAUUGCAAUUACCAAGUUCAGUUUCUAUGAUAGUUAUACUGCAGAAGGUUCUUAAGCAGUCUGAAGUCUCGACUAAAGGUCUUCAGACCCUCUCAAUCUGAGUCUCUAGCGGGCGACUAACCUCCACCGGAGUAAACAGAUUGAGGCCCUACGAACAAAACCUCCACUACCGAAGUGAACUCGGUACAGAAUAGUGAGUUGGCUCCUCGACUAAAGUCACCAACUCCCUACCUUCAAUCAAGGAUGCUCUAUCAACCUAGGUAGAUAUUCUCAUUCUAGGUUAAAGCAGAAACAACAGGAAUUUGAUCAGGAUUCAAGUCAUUCAAUCAUUCAAACCUCAAUCGAAUAUAAUCAAAUCAUAGAAUCAAUACUUGGGUUCAUACAAUCAAACCUAACAUACAAAUCUAGGGUUCUCCAUACCCAGAUGAAUGGGAAAACUACUCCAUGGAGAAAUAAGCAAAAGCAGAAUCAGACGCGGAAUUCAUACUGUGAAGGAUGGAUUCCUGCUCCUGGACGUUGAUCGGCACUUCUCCAAGCUCAAGCCAAGCUCCAAUGGUGAUGAAGAUCAAGCUAGGGUGAAUGACAUGACAUAAACGCACAACCUAGGGUGAAAUCGGCUUAAAACACGAGAGUCAACCUCUCAAACGGCUCAAGAAUAGGGGUGAAAACAUGUGUAAUUAUCGGUCUAUCAAACUCCCCCACACUUAACCGUUUGCUUGUCCCCAAGAAAACCUAACUCAAACCAAUGCAACUCUCCAGACCUCUAUAGCAACCAACAACCCCGAUCAUAGGUAGAGGAUUUCCUAGAUCAUUUAGCAGCUUACGAGGUCAACCGACGCACAAGUCAUCUCAUAGCUUCUUCGGCGAGAACGCUAGUCUCGAGUCGGCAUCAUGGCAAAUAGUGAGCAGAGGACAAAUGAAUCAUGGACGAAUGGACUCUCAAGAACAAAAGAUCAUGGACUCA